CAUUCGGAUAUUCGCAUGCUUGCUUUUGUUGUGCUUUGAAUAAAAAAUGUUAAUUGGUUUAUUAUCUUUUUUUUUUACUUUUUGCUGAGUCAACAACAUUACUUACUACAAAAAAAAAUACAUCUUGUACAGGAAUUGACGGGUUACGAGUUUACUCAAGCAAACCCUGGAUGAUGUAAAUAUCUCUAAGCUUUGUUUUGAUAUAUACAAAAAGCCCUAAUAUUCAUGUUCGUGAACCAAAAGAAUAUACAGUACACCAAAAACGGGUAUUUGGUGUAUUCUAAACUUUGAUUGGUUCAUUGUUUACAUCCUGUAUAAAUGUCGCUUGUUGUUUCUGCUGUUGUUGAUUAUCGCAAUGAUGCUGGUCUAAUUAAUAUAUACCAAGUACGUACUCCACCUAUUUUCAAAAGAACCCGUUGCAAGCUCAUGCAUAUCCUUUUAUAAAGAAGUGUUCAGAUAUUGGGCAGAUAUUACAGAGAGAAUUAUUGUCAUUGUGGAAACGUUGGAGAUCGUUUGUUAUGAGAAUAAGUUCUUUUCAAUAGUAUGAGCUUGUGAGUUUGUAUCCACCCACAUAGGCCUAGAUACAUAAUUCCGGAAUUUUUAGGAUUUUUAGAGUCAAACGGGAUUUUUAGAAAAUCUAAAGAUUUUUAGAAAAUUAUUUAGGGUCUUAGGAAUUUUAGGUAAAAUUCCUACCAAAUACUUAUGGAAUUUCGAUAGAAAUGUGAUUUAUUCCACUAAACCGAUCGUCAAUAACGUUUUCUGAUCAUACAAAAAGUACCGGUCAGCGGUUUACCCCAUAUUCCCAGAAUGCCUCGUUUGUUUCAAUGGAAGGCCUGGAAGCAUUGCUAGUUCAAAAUGGCAGAAGCAUCAGCCAUUGAUAUUGAUCCAGCCGAGCCCGAGGUUUUAAACUGCGUAAGAAAUGCAGAAGUCCAGUCUUUAUUGGAUGUUUUGAAGGCUCCAAGAGAUGGCGACCUAUCUAGGGAAAGGAAAAUUGCUGUGAAUCAAGGUGGAAACCGACGAGGGUCAAGGAACAAACCGACUUACUAUGAGCCAACAAAAGUUUCUGCUAAGCAACGCGUCGAAGAGUUCAAGGGGGAAGACCUUAUCGUACGCAAUAAUGAGGUUUAUUGUGCUGCUUGCAAGGAAGUGGUGAGUGUUAAAAUGUCCAUCAUGAAGGUUCAUGUUAAGGAGCUUAACAAGGAAAAGUUAAAGAAGCUAGGCAAGCGAGAAGAGGACAUUGUCCAAGCAUUGCACAAAUAUGACCAGGCACACCAUCCAAAGGGCCAGACCCUUUCGACAUCCACAAGGGUAUUUCGCAUCAAAGUUGUUCAAGCGUUCCUAAAAAGCGGCACAUCUCUAAAUCGCGUUGAGUUCUUUAGAGAAAUAUUCGAGGAAGCAGGAAUGAGUCUUUCAUCAUCUUCGAAUAUGCGACAGCUGAUUCCAUUCAUUUUAGAAGAAGAGUACAAGAGUACAACCAGCAUGAAAGGAAGACGUGUGUGGAAGAACCUUACCGGGAGGGUUAUGCCACGAUACAACUCGACCCGAUGGUGGAGUCUGUGGGAAUGCGCCAAGGUGGUACUCGAGGAGUGGGCGCACGUCUCUGCGUCACAUGACGAAGAGUUCGCGAAAGCAUCCUGGCAGAAGCUAUCCGAUGCACUACUACACAAUCCAGUUCAGCUAAGGGUUGAGUUUGCAGCCCUUAUGGAGCUUGAGAAGUUUGUCAAAGCGACCUAUACUUUAGAGGGAGACGGCGCUUUGGUUUUCAUUGCAUUUGAGAAGUUAGAUGAGCUAGGUGCGUUUAUCCACGUGCAGAACUGUCCUACAAUUGCAAACACCCUUCAACAGAUGUUUCCUAUGAAUGUUGCCGAUCAACGCAGGUGGUACCAGUAUGCCGUGAGAGAGUGCCUUGUGCCGGCAUUUGAUUACUACUCCCAGACGUUGGUUAAUGACGUAGUGGUGGCAAAAUCCGUCCGGGUAUUUAAAGCAGCACGACUUUUCAACCCAAAGUAUGUGAAAGUGUAUCGACCAAACGCUGCAGACAUCAACCAGCUGGAUGAAGUACCAUUCCUGAACAACAACGAGAUCCAGCCGCAGACAUCUGGCCAUGGUGGAAAGCAGUAAGUCAAGAACUCCUUGCAUGGUCUGCUGCAGUCCAACGAAUCGCGCUCGUACAGCCAUCAUCUGCAGCUGCUGAGAGAGUUUUUUCCCUGUUGGCC
Nematostella vectensis (starlet sea anemone) is the source of this 2216-nucleotide messenger RNA. RefSeq lists its product as uncharacterized. Bases 856 to 2121 code for a protein of 421 amino acids. Lineage: Eukaryota; Metazoa; Cnidaria; Anthozoa; Actiniaria; Edwardsiidae. The transcript has 2 exons. The record is from RefSeq and is a predicted model, not a curated record.